Musca vetustissima is the source of this 2973-nucleotide messenger RNA. RefSeq names its product transient receptor potential channel pyrexia (gene wtrw). Bases 7 to 2973 code for a protein of 988 amino acids. Lineage: Eukaryota; Metazoa; Arthropoda; Insecta; Diptera; Muscidae. Gene Ontology annotation, cellular component: membrane. Gene Ontology annotation, biological process: monoatomic ion transport; transmembrane transport. The record is from RefSeq and is a predicted model, not a curated record. Gene Ontology annotation, molecular function: monoatomic ion channel activity; protein binding. The transcript is spliced from 2 exons.
UUAGCCAUGGAGAAUCUUGGUUACAAAGAGGGUUCAGCCAAACCGAGACGUAUGACACGCUCCAUUAGUGUGGUGACCAAAAGUGAUGCUGAACAGCCAUUGGCCGGAAAUAAUACAAAUCGCUUAAAAUCCAUACCGCCCAAUCUAAUGGUCAGAUGGCGUAACAAUACCGAUGCUAUGAUCGAAGCCCAAUAUCCAACACCCGGAGAAUUUGAAUAUAUGGAAUGUGGACCAUCGCCACCGGCUGAAAGUGCACCCAGUAUGUAUGAUAGUUUCGAAGAACCCACCAGUGAGCUGAGCGUACAAAUAUGCAAUGAUACGCUGCGCAUUAGCCUCAUCGAUCAAAUGAAAAAUGCCGCCGGGCGUAUACGCUACUUCGAAGACAUCGAACAGGGAAAUGUCAUUGGGGAUAAUACAAAGACCCAUUUCGAAUCUGCCUCACAAAUUGAAAAGAAUUUAUGUUACUUGUGGUCGGCCUUCUUGAAGAGAUGGGAUCUACUGCAAAGUCUGCUCGAUAUUGGGGCGGAAUUGAAUUUUUGUGAUCAAAAUGGUAUAUCGGCAUUGCAUUUGGGCGCCUUUAGCGGCUGCCUGUCGACAUUGAAUUUCCUGGUGCAAAAGGGUAUGAAUGUUAAUUUCCAACCGAAAUGUUAUACCCCGCUGCAUUGUGCGGCCUUUGGUAAUAGCACUGAGGCAGCGAAAUAUUUAAUCAAUAAUGGUGCCCAAAUAUCCAUCGAUACGACGAAGCCCAAUUGUGAGGAAAGUUUGCUGCAUUGUGCGGUGCGGGCCAAUGCCCUGGAAUGCCUGCAGUUGUUUAUCAACGAAGGUGCCGAUGUGAAUAGCCUGAAACCGAAUGGUACAAAUGCCAUACAUUUGGCAGCGGAUUUGGGUAAUGCCCAAUGUUUGGAGAUAUUAUUGAGAGCCCCAGGGGCUGAUCCGAAUGUAAGGAUUUGUAUUCGCGAAAAAGAGUCGACAGCUUUGCAUUUGGCCGCUGAUGAGGGUAAUGUGGAGUGUGUGGAUCUGCUGCUGGCCAAGGGGGCCGAUGCCAAAUUGAAAAAUCAUCGUGGUUUCACGGCCUUACAUUUGGCUGCCCGUACCUCCAGUUUGGAAUGUGUUGAGUCUCUACUGAGAAAUGGUAAUGCUGAUCCGAAUGCGGAAGAUUUUGAUCAUCGCACUCCGCUGCAUGCCGCUAUUGGUAAAUCGGAAAAUGCUUUUGAUAUUAUGGAACUGCUGAUACAGUGGGGGGCCAAUGUCAAUCACAAGGACAUCUAUGGCUUUACCGCGUUGCAUUUGGCUGCCCUUGAUGGCCUGGCUCCCUGUGUGGAAAUGUUGAUAUAUCACGGAGCAGAUGUUACCACAAAAUCGAAAAAGGGUACCAGUGCCCUGAAUGUCAUCACACGUAAAACCCCAGCCUCUGUGGCCAUGAUUCGCCAGAAAUUGGAUGCUGCCAUAACUCUGCAUCACUCCCAGGAUCCCGUCAAUCGUGAAGUGGAAUUGGAAUUGGAUUUCCGCCAACUGCUGCAACAUUGCCAUCCUCGCGAAAUUAGCUAUUUGAACACCUUCGUCGACGAGGGCCAAAAGGAGAUUUUGGAACAUCCGCUGUGCUCCUCGUUCCUCUACAUAAAAUGGGGUAAAAUUAGAAAAUAUUAUAUAGGACGUUUGAUAUUCUGUUUUAUUUUCGUGAUAUUCCUUACGAUCUAUGUCCUCACUGCCCUGGCCCACAACUGCUACAAUGUCAGCAACAAUGAUAAUUCGACCAUACAGGCCCAGGAGCUGUGCCAGUCGCAAUCCAUCCUCGGUGAUAUGUUGCGUAGCAAUCCCUUUGUCAUGGAAAUGCAAUGGGGUGUCCUGGUGGCCAUCACCAUAGUGGAGAUAUGUCGAAAGUUAUAUGGCAUAACGGGUUACUCCUCAUUUCGUCACUAUGUCACCCAGGUGGAGAACAUUAUGGAAUGGUUUGUGAUCACCAGUGUCUUCCUUAUAUCCUAUGUUUAUACGAAGAAAACGUACACCUUUCAAAAUCACAUUGGCGCAUUUGCGGUACUGCUGGGUUGGACAAAUCUCAUGUUGAUGAUUGGCCAGCUUCCCGUAUUCGAUGUCUAUGUGGCCAUGUACACCCGGGUGCAGGGGGAAUUUGCCAAACUCUUCAUGGCCUAUUCGUGUAUGUUGAUCGGUUUUACCAUUUCCUUUUGUGUGAUAUUCCCCUCCUCCUCUUCGUUUGCCAAUCCGUUUAUGGGUUUUAUUUCCGUGCUGGUCAUGAUGAUUGGAGAACAGGAUCUCUCCUUGCUUAUCAAUGAUCCGGAUGGUAAAGAUCCACCAUUCCUAUUAGAAGUUAGUGCUCAAAUUACCUUUGUAUUAUUCCUGCUAUUCGUUACGAUUAUUCUCAUGAAUCUCCUCGUGGGUAUUGCCGUCCAUGACAUUCAGGGGCUGAAGAAAACUGCGGGACUCUCCAAACUUGUUCGACAAACGAAAUUAAUUUCCUAUAUCGAAUCAGCGUUAUUUAAUGGGUAUUUACCCACCUGGUUGCGUAAUUUGCUGCACUAUACGGCCCUCGUUUCCCCACAAGCCUAUCGUGUGGUACUCUGUGUAAAACCCCUAAACCCCAGCGAAAAACGUUUACCCCGUGAUAUACUCAUGAAAGCCUAUGAGGUCGGAAAAAUGCGUAAACAUUUUGGCCACACAAUAUCCGCUAAGAAUUCCGAUGCCACAUAUCUAUCGUAUAAGAAUAAAUACAACAGCGAAUCGGUACAGACCCCAUCGACGCCCAGUACCCCCUAUGCACCGGAAGAUUUUGAGGCCACCGUUUUGGCAAAUAUCAAUACCAAAAUUGAUGACAACACCGAUCGUAUUGAAUAUCUAACACAAGAAAUUCAAGAACUUAAACAGGCACUAAUUACACAGCAACAACAGGCUAGCAAAGUUAUCGAUAAAUUAUUAAUUGUAAUAUCGAAUCAACAGAAAAAUAAUUUGAGAAAAUAA